UUGAUGUGUGUUUGAUGAAGAUGCACACACUAACUCAAAACUUUCUCUUUUUCUCCACAGAGAACAUCAAAGCUCCAGUUUGGACACAGACCAUUCCUAAGGUUCUCAAAAGAUACCGUCAUGAAGAUCUUCUCAAGAUCACAGAGUACUUCAGGCCCUGCCUGGCCUAUCUGAUCAAAGCUAAGAUGACGAACAUCCUGGAGAGCCUGGUCAGCAAGAAGGCUCUCACCAAAGAUGCGUCAAAGAUUGUCAAAGUCAAAGAAGAGUCUGAGGGGACAGAGGCUGUGGACUCCUUCAUCGGUGAAGUAAUGAAGAAGGACCGAGUGGUGCUGAUCAGCCUAUGGGAGGCGCUGGCUGAGCAACUUGAGAGAAUCCAAUCACCAAACCUAAUAACAUUAAUAGAGGAGGUGAUAGAAGAGAGAAUGAAGCUCUUAGAGGAGAUUGACACCAGAAACGAGCCUCCUGCCCUUGACCCUCAUAUUAAAGACCUCCAUGAGACACACAGACAGGCUGUGUCUGAAUCCACAAGAACUAUGGGGGCUCAAGCUUCUCCUGGAGAUCCACACACCACAGCUGUGGGCUUUGAGACUCGAUACACAGAGUUGGUGGCCAUUGAACAGGACACAAUAAAUCAUAAGGAGACUGAACAUGAACCUAUGAAAACUGGGAGGAUUCAUGAAGAGCUCAUGAAGAAAGGAGCAGCAGAGAAAUGUGAACGAAUCUGGAUUGAGCAGCUGUUUAGGAAAAGUCCUGUAAGUGUAAAUCCAAUCAACAUCAUAGUGGUCAGUGGGAUGGUGGGAAUAGGGAAGACCACCAUGAUUCAGAAGAUCAUGUAUGACUGGGCCAGAGGCACUCAGUACCAGAGGUUUGCAUUUGUGUUCCUGUUUAAAUUUAAAGAGCUUAACCUCCUAGACAAUGAGAAUGAGACACAAAUGUCACUGACCAAAAUGAUUGAAAGGCACUAUAAAUAUCUCAGUGAUGAUCCACUGAAAGACGUUCUGAAGAAUCCUGAAGCUCUCCUGUUUAUAUUCGAUGGACUGGAGGAAUACAAACACAAACUGGACUUCACCCAGAGUCAGCUCUGCUCAAACCCAGACCUUGAGGUGCCUGUCCACAUCCUGGUCACCAGUCUGGUCAGUCGGACAUUACUGAAGGGCUGUUCAGUCCUGAUAACAAGCAGACCAAGAGCCUUGGAUAAUGUGGACAUAAAGAGAGCUGAUCGAGUUGUAGAGAUCCUGGGGUUCUUUCCUGAUCAAAGGCUGUUGUACUGUAAGAAGUUCUUUGGUGACUCUGCUCUUGCUGCUCAGGCUUUUCGGUAUGUCAAGAAGAACACCACCCUGUACUCAAUGUGCUUCAUCCCCUCAUACUGCUGGAUGAUCUGCUCUGUGCUGAGGAGCCACUUCACAACACCUGAAAAAGCCAAAAGUGAAGCUCUGCAAGUAGGUCAGUGGCUCUGUGAGACUCAGAAUAAGGAGUUAAUUAGAAACACCAUUGGAGAGGAAUUAAAGAUGAACUUUAGAAGCAUGACUUUAUCUGCUCUGGACUGUGCUGUGCUGGCCUCUGUCAUCAGUUGCUGUGGAGAGCUUAAAGAACUUGACCUGUCACAUACACCUCUGACCCCUGAAUGCAUCAAGAGACUGGAGCCGGGGCUCAGCUGCUGCAGCGUAGUUCGGCUGAUGUCAUGUGGUCUCACCUCGGCCUGCUGUUUAGCUCUCUCCUCGGUCCUCUCGUCUCCAAACUCACAACUGACAUUUCUGAACCUGACCGACAACCACCUGGGAGAUUCAGGGGCCCGUCAGCUGAGUGAGGGGCUCAGGAGUGACAACUGUAAAUUAAAGACUCUGAGGCUGCAGAACAACAGGAUCAGUGAGAGUGAGGAGAGGAACCUGAGGUCACUAGAGGAGGAGCUGAGCAGGUCUGGACGGCAGCUGACUAUCUACACAUGAGAAGACCAGCAGUGGUGAUCAGACUGGCCCCCCCUGUCAGUGAUGGAGCCCCCCGUCCACUCUCCCCUAAAUUCUCCUCUUUCCUCUUUUUCUUCUCCUCUCAGCUCUGCUCCUCAUUUAAUAAACUCUCCGUGUCCCCUCA
Molecule: messenger RNA, 2088 nt
Organism: Erpetoichthys calabaricus (reedfish)
Lineage: Eukaryota; Metazoa; Chordata; Cladistia; Polypteriformes; Polypteridae
Product: NACHT, LRR and PYD domains-containing protein 3-like
Exons: 7
Coding region: 15-1946 (643 amino acids)
Cellular component (GO): cytoplasm
Molecular function (GO): protein binding
Source: RefSeq, a predicted model, not a curated record